GAUAAAAGCUAGACCUUGCACUCUGACUAGGUCUAGUGUCUUUGAACGCUAGCGAAAAAAAAUAAAGUGUUCACGUCAGCUGCCGCAACCUCGUUAUACACUUCUGGUCGCAUUUUACAGUCGCUGACUUGCCGCAUUCAUCGGCCCAUAAGAGUCUGGCAUGCAUCGCCUGCUGCGGAGACCCCUAUCAACACCAUCCUUCACUGAGGCCGCCGCACGCCUCGUGCGAGGCGCCACGAAAGCAAAUAGGGAGGCGCGGGGCGCCACAAAACAAAAUAGGGACGCGACACCAAAACGGCCGGAGGCCACCCACAAACGCGCUGCAUCAAUCGUCCAGCGCAAGGCCGAGGCGCGCGUCGAGCACGCGCUCGCCGCGGCCGUCGCCGAGCGGCGCCGCCGCGACGCCUGGCGCCCCCCACUGACGGAGGUGGAGGUGUCCGCGGUGCGCCUCAGCCCGGACUUUCGCGAGGCGACCGUGACGUGGCGCCUCGCUGAGAGCCUGCGACCGCCGCGGAGCCGCUUCUUCGCCGACGCGGCGCCUCCUCUCCAAAACCCGGACCGCCUCGAGGCGGCGGAGGCGGCCCUCGCCCGCGUCGCCGGUGGUCUGAGAGCGGAGGUCGCGCGCCGCGCGCGGCUCCGGUUCGCGCCGGCGCUCGUCUUCCGCCACGACGCGCGGCGGAGCGCCGAGGGCUUCGCGCCGGAGCACCUCGCGGGGCUUGUAGUGGGGGAGGGGCUCGGGCCUCGCUGAGCUGACUGUGGUGUCUAAGGUGUUGUUCUUGUG
Pelagomonas calceolata is the source of this 781-nucleotide messenger RNA. Lineage: Eukaryota; Pelagophyceae; Pelagomonadales; Pelagomonadaceae. The record is from the annotation of a GenBank genome assembly.